Molecule: messenger RNA, 1347 nt
Organism: Sordaria macrospora k-hell
Lineage: Eukaryota; Fungi; Ascomycota; Sordariomycetes; Sordariales; Sordariaceae
Biological process (GO): GPI anchor biosynthetic process
Cellular component (GO): endoplasmic reticulum membrane
Molecular function (GO): alpha-1,2-mannosyltransferase activity
Source: RefSeq, a predicted model, not a curated record
AUGCUUCUUCUUCGGUGGCUAUGGAUAGGAAAUGGAAAUGAUGGCGAGAUUCCGCCUAUCGCAGUGUUCUGGACUCUGCGCGUUCUCAUGUUCGCCAUAAGCUUCGUCCUGGAGGAUUGGGCCAUCCACGAACUUAUACCAUCGCCGCGACACAGGCGCGUUGCCGUCCUUAUUGUCGCCUCCUCCUACGUUACCUGGACGUUCCAGACACAUACCUUUUCGAACGCGGUGGAAACAUUGGUGGUAGCAUGGUGUCUGGUGCUGAUUCAGCGCAUAGUUGAGAAUCCGCAUCGCAGUUCGUUCCUUGCCUCGGCGGUAUUGGGCUUCGUCGCAGUCUUUGGAGUGUUCAAUCGCAUCACAUUCCCCGCGUUUGUGUUGAUCCCUGGCUUACAGCUGCUGAAAUAUUACUGGAAAAAUCCGUUGUCCUUUAUGACAAUAGUCUUUGCAGGUAUCUCGACAACACUAUUUGCCAUCGCCCUCGACACGGCCUUCUACACACCGCACUCGAUAACCUGGUCGUACCUUAUAAGGAACCCCGUGUUGACGCCACUCAAUAAUUUUCUUUACAAUAUUGACCCGGUAAACUUGGCUCAACAUGGAUUGCACCCGUGGUACCAGCACUUGCUCGCCAACCUUCCUCAGCUGAUCGGACCGGCCGCCGUGCUUCUAUUCACCCGACCGAUAUGCUCCAUACGACUAUACUCGGCCAUCUCGGGCCUUGCCGUUCUCUCCUUAUCAAAGCACCAAGAAGCAAGAUUCCUCCUCCCAACGGUCCCCCUCUUUUUAUCUUCCAUUCGACUUCCGAAACAAAAGUCGGCCUUGCGCAUUUGGCUGGGGUCCUGGAUUGUGUUCAACCUCGUCUUGGGCACACUUUUUGGAACCUAUCACCAAGGUGGUAUCGUGCCAGCGCAAGUAUUUCUGAGCAAGCAGCCUGAUGCGACCCAAGCGAUUUGGUGGAAGACGUAUAUGCCACCGACAUGGCUUCUGAAUGGGAAGAAUGAGGUACUCAUCACGCGGGAUCUCAUGGGAAUGAAAGGAGAGACGAUGCUUGAAGAGUUGGAGAAGAUCGCCACGUGUGAUACCCCGGCGGAUAGGAGAAACAACGAAUAUUUGAAAGAGAAGAACGGAACAUAUCUGGUGGCGCCUCUAUCGGCUGCGUGGCUGGACCCUUACCUACCAAACAAGGGCCUGGAUGGGCUACGGUUUCGGAAGGUAUGGCAGUAUCGGCAGCAUUUGAACCUGGAUGAUAUGGACUUUGGGGAUGACGGCGUUUGGAAUACCCUGGCUAGAGUGAUUGGGAGGAGAGGUCUUGGGAUAUGGAGGGUUACCAAAAGUUGUCCUAAGUAG